Molecule: messenger RNA, 1871 nt
Organism: Corapipo altera (White-ruffed manakin)
Lineage: Eukaryota; Metazoa; Chordata; Aves; Passeriformes; Pipridae
Gene: PPP6R2
Product: protein phosphatase 6 regulatory subunit 2
Exons: 11
Cellular component (GO): cytosol; nucleus
Molecular function (GO): protein phosphatase regulator activity; protein phosphatase binding
Source: RefSeq, a predicted model, not a curated record
GGUGCCCCUGGGCCGACUGCCCUCGGAGCUGAUCGUUGGGGUGCCCUUGUCAUUGCAGAGCUGCCCGAGGACUGCCGGGGGAGGUGGGAGAGCUUCGUGGAGGAGACGCUGACGGAGACGAACCGGAGGAACACGGUGGAUUUGGUGAGCACCCACCACCUGCACUCCUCCAGUGAGGAUGAGGACAUUGAAAGUGCUUUUCCCAAUGAACUUACUCUCCAGCAGGCCUUCUCCGAGUACCAGAUCCAGCAGAUGACGGCCAACUUCGUGGAUCAGUUCGGCUUCAACGACGAGGAGUUCGCAGACCAGGACGACAACAUCAACGCUCCCUUCGACAGGAUCGCGGAGAUCAACUUCAACAUCGACGCCGACGACGACAGCCCCAAUGCCUCCCUGUUUGAAGCCUGUUGCAACGAGCGGAUCCAGCAGUUCGACGACAACGAGGAGGAGGAGGACAUCUGGGAGGAGAAGGAGAUCACCUAUGCAACCCAGGUCAAAUCAAGAACACGGUUUGGAGCGUCACAGACCUCGGAGGGCUCGUCCAAGAGCGACCUGGAGAACGGAGACCACGAUGGGAGCGUGGACUCGGAGGAGGAGGAGGAGCCCGAGCAGCAGCCACCUCCCCCCUCAGCAAACAACCCCAAGAGCAGCAUUUCUGAGCAGAAGGAGUCCUCUGACACCUCUGAAGGGGCCGGCUGGACGGCGGUGUUCGAGCCCGUGAGCUCCAAGCCCCCCGUGCCCUGCGUGGCCAUGGACGUGGGCUCCAGCGUGUGGGACUCGGCCGCCCCGCAGAGCUCCGCGCCCGAGGAGAAGGGCUGGGCCAAGUUCACAGACUUCCAGCCCUUCUGCUGCUCAGAGUCAGGCCCCCGCUGCAGCUCCCCCGUGGACACGGAAAGCGGCGACUCCGACGGGACCCCGAAGCAGGGCCAGGACAAGAACUUCAGCCCCGGCUCCCCCUGCGUGUGGAACGUGUGUGUGACACGGAAGGCGCCGCUGGUGGCCUCGGACAGCAGCUCCUCGGGCGGCUCCGACAGCGACGACGACGACGACAAGGCCGAGCCUGGCACGGCCCCCGCGGGCACGGCCCAGGGGCAGGAGGGCAACCAGGCCCCCGGGGAGGCCAGGAAGGACACGGCGGUGAUCUCCAGUGACACCGACUCUGUGGUGGUGGAGAAAAUGGCCAUCGCUGACCUGGGGUCACCCAAGGCCCCCAACACCCUCAACAACGUGGCCCCACACUCAGAGGGGCACCAGAAAGUGGCCACUGUCGUCACAACCGUCACGGAAACGGCCACGAAAGACAGGAAAGAAGAGGCCUUGCCCUGCGCCGAAGCCACGUUGAACGGCCCCGCUUGAUGCCGCCGCUGCCACGGGACGUGUGUGACCCAGGCCAGGCUGCUCCUGGUGAUGCAAUUUGUCAAUUCUUAUUAUUUUUUUUUUCCAUUUUAAUUUUAUUUUUUAAUAAAUGCUGCAUUGAUGAGAGCGAGCUGGCAUUGAGGACCAGACACGCAGUUCCAACACCAACGGUCUGUCCGGAGAGACACUUUGCAUUGUCCAAAUGUAGCAUUGAGCAGUUUAGUCCUCACAGGAAUGACGGGCUCUUCCCAAGCAAAGCCUUCUGCCUGAUUUGAGUUGUCCCCUUUCCCCGUCUCCCUCGUUUUUGUUUUGUAUUUGGGGUUCAAGUCCUAUUUUCCGAGUGUUAUUGCACACAGUAUUCAGCUUCUCUUGGGAAAGGUAGCAGGUCUAACGCCGGGACGGGGACAGUGCACAAGAGUCCCGCAGUCGUGUGACCAAAGUUCCUGAUGGAGCUGUCCUCGGGCAGCCUUUGCACCGCUUUUGUAUAGCAAUAAAGCCUUAUCAGAAACAUUUCA